Argentina anserina (silverweed cinquefoil) is the source of this 507-nucleotide messenger RNA. RefSeq names its product peroxisomal membrane protein PMP22-like. The record is from RefSeq and is a predicted model, not a curated record. Lineage: Eukaryota; Viridiplantae; Streptophyta; Magnoliopsida; Rosales; Rosaceae. The transcript has 6 exons. The coding region runs from base 1 to 507 and encodes 168 amino acids. Gene Ontology annotation, cellular component: cytoplasm; membrane.
AUGUCUGAGAUAGUCAGCGAGGCUUGGAGAAAAUACCUUAUACAACUUCACUCCCACCCUCUUAGGACCAAGGCAAUUACAGCAGGAAUUUCGGUCGGGCUUAGUGAUGGAAUAGCCCAGAAGAUCUCUGGGAUCAAGCUUCAACUCAGAAGACUGUUUCUUAUGAUGCUCUAUGGGUUUGCAUAUACCGGGCCGUUUGGACACUUUCUCCACAAACUAAUGGAUAUAAUAUUCAGGGCAAAGAAGGACAAUAAAACUAUCGCAAAGAAGGUUUUGCUGGAGCAGUUAACUUCAUCUCCUUGGAACAACAUGUUUUUCAUGAUGUAUUAUGGCUUGGUGAUUGAAGGAAGACUAUGGAGUUUAGUCAGGACGAAAGUUCGGAAGGACUACCCCUCUGUACAUUUGACUGCAUGGAAGUUUUGGCCUAUUGUUGGUUGGGUGAACUACCAGUAUAUGCCUCUGCAGUUUCGGGUUUUGUUUCACAGCUUCAUUGCUUCAUGCUGGUAA